AUGAACCCUGAACAGCAAGAUAUCAUCAUGAACGAACCUACUGAAACUGGUCAGAUCACUGUUGAUGAGACCACUAACUCUGUUGUUGGCUCUACCACUGGAUCGUUUUCUGGAAUCAAGACUCCUAAUUCAUCCUGCCCUGAAUCUGCUAUCGAGAGAUUGCAAGCCAGAAUCAAGGAUGCAAGAAAAGAGCUCGAAAAUAUUUAUAUUGGUGAUGCUGCUUGUCCCGAGGAAACGUUGGAGGCUGCUGAUAGGAUCUCUAAAAGGAUCUCCAGUUACGAGACCCACUUGAGUGCUCUUACUGACAAGGCUGAAAAGCAAUUGAGACCUGUCAACCUGAGAGAUAUUCCUCGUUUUCAAAUAGUCGGUCAAACCAAGCACUACGAAGGUUAUCCAAGCUAUAGUUCAUUGGAACACUUCUUCAGCUCUUUUGAGACUGUGAUGCAUGCUUCGAGCAAUGAUGUAGAGCAGGUAUGGAAGCAAUACAUCCCCGUUUCAAUGCACUUUACAUACAAGACCUGGGUGAAUAAUGAUCUUCUCAAAUGCUCCAACUGGGAAUCUGCCAAGGCUCUUUUUGUCAAACACUAUGGUGUCCCUGUCAACUCUAUGGACCUGAUCUCCAAGCUCUUCAACAUGAGGAUGAAGACUUCUGACACUCUUCAGAACUACACAAACAGAUUCAUGAAGAAUGUGCAAGAAGCUGGUUUCCCCCUUGAAAGCAACACUCUGGCCAAGUUUUACCAAUGCUCACUACUCAAGAAAAACCAGCAGAUGAUGGUGAAUCAAAUGUUGGUGAAGAGGGACUCGAAUCAUCGUUGGACUAUUAAUGAGAUCUACGAGUGUGUGCUUCCUUUGUUUCUGGCGGAUGAGCAAGCUCGCGGUGAAUCAGAGGUGGUGGAUCUGAAAGGAAAGCGCAAGGCUGAUGCUGCUGGUAUAUCUCAAUCCAAAAAUACCAAGAUGGCCAGCACUGGUUAUUUCUGUCCGAAGCAUGGUGGCAAUGCUGCUAACCACAACACUGCUGACUGCAAAUCACGAUUGAAGCAAUUUGGCUCUGAAAACAAGCCCAACCGGGCCACUACUGCUGCUCCUCGCACUGUGAACUCCUUACCUUCUGGUCCCAAAACCUGCAACUUUUGCAAUAAGCCCCGUGCUUAUGGCCAUCGAUGUCAAGAGUUCUACGACUGGAAGAAAGAAAGAGAGUCAAGAAGGAACAUUGAAGUUCAUACGGUGAAAACUACUGUUCCUGAGGACAACAAGUCUGGUUCUGGUUCUGGUUCUGGUUCUGUGACCAAUGAUGCUACCAUUGAAAGUGGCACUGAUUCUGACAUUGGUGAUGCUAUUGGAGAUGUCACCAUGGAGGAGAUAGAUGCUUGCUUGGACGAGAUUGAAGCAGAGGAUGCCUCGCUCAACUGUAAGUCUAAUGUGAAAAAUGUACCUGAAAGUUUCAAUCCAUUUCAGUUACUGACUCCUAUUAUUUUAGAGAGCAAAGAAGGAAAACCAGUCCGUUUGAUCGCGAAAGUAGAUACGGGAUCAGAUUCCACCUUCUUAAAUAAAAACAUUUUUCACAAUAAACUACUAUUCACUUCCCAAGAUAUUAUUUCUGUUGAAGGCAAUUUGAACUUUCUGAGUCAUUCAGUAAAGAGAUUGGGUAAAACACCAGCUAUCAAGAUAAGAUAUCUUAAUGACAUUGCAUUUGAUCACUCGUUUGAGCUAUCCAAUUUUAUUCAGGACCUAGGCGAUUUUGAUGUGCUACUGGGUGUAGACACAUUGAGUCGACUUAGAAUUGGGCUAACUGGCGUUGCUCACAAGUUUGCUGAUAUUGGACAUCUUACAGAGGAAGAGAAAUCAGAGCUUCUUGAAAGCAUCGAUUUCGAAAAUGUCAAUUUCGAUACUAAACAUUCUAUUGAUCCAGAAACCGCAUCAAUCUUUGAAUCCCAAGCUGAGGAGAAUAAGUAUAUGAGCAACAUCCAAGAUGCUAUUGAUGAGAAUCAGAGAAUCAAGCCUGGAACGUUUUGUAACGUGCCUGAAUCUGAGAUCACUAUACCAAUCAAGGAGAAUGUUGAUUACUACGUCAAGCAAUAUCCGAUCGCACAUCAUGCAAUGCCCGAAAUCGAAAAGCAAUUGAAUGAAUGGCUGGAUGCAGGAAUUGUAGAACAGUGUAGACCUAACGGCUUAUUCAACAGCCCUCUCAUUGCAGUAUCAAAGAAGGACAGUGAUGGCAAACCCACCAAAACUCGAGUUUGUAUGGAUGUGCGGAGGAUCAACCAGCAUAUGCCCAACAAUACAAACCAAUUUGAGAUACCAAAUAUACAGGAUAUCUUCACCCGGAUCAAGCAGAAGGGGACAAUAUUUUCGAAAAUCGAUCUGAAAAACGCAUAUUUUUCAUUUAGAAUUUCUGACAUAUCAAGAAAUGUGCUUUUGUUCAAUUUUAGAGGAAAAUCGUAUAGAUGGUUAGGCUGCUGUUUCGGGUUGCGCCCAAUCACAUCUGUCUUUAGCUCUGUCAUGAACAUUUUGUUUUCUGAUAUGCCCAACGUGGAGGUCUAUGUGGACGACCUAUGCCUCGUAUCUUCAUCCUUAUCCAGUCAUUGCGAAUUGAUUAAGGAGGUGCUGAGACGCUUGACACAUGCCAACUUAAAGAUUGGUGUUGAAAAGUGCUCCUGGUUUCGAUCUAGCAUCUACUUGCUAGGCUUUGUAGUUGGUCCUCAUGUUUCCAAGGUUGACAUGCGACGUCUCUCUGACAUUGAUCAUUGGGGUCCAUGCAAAUCUGCCAAACAGGUUAAACAACUAGCUGGUGUUAUUUCAUAUUUGAGACCACACAUCCCAAAUCUGUCAAAACUGAUGGCGCCUAUUGAUGCUCUACGAAAUGAUCCAGAUGCUGGUAGCAAAUGGACUGAUGAGCACACCAAACGACUUGAGAUUAUCAAGAAGGUCUUGUUAUCUGAAGCUUUACUGACUGCACCAGACAUGAAUAAGAAAUUUUAUCUUGAAUGUGAUGCUAGCUUAUAUGCAGUUGCAGUCAUUUUGACGCAGCGCGACGAUCAAGGACGCACAGUCUAUGUGGCGAUGUUGAGCAAAUCUCUGACCAAAUCCCAACAGAACUGGCCUGUCCUCAGACGAGAACUGUAUGCCGUGUUAUUCGGUUUAGUUCGUUUGCGACCCUUAUUGUACGGGCAUCCUGAGAUUGAGGUUAUGACAGAUCAUCGAGCUCUGAUUUAUAUCUACACAUGUAAAUGUCCUACUAGAGUCAUUCAAAAUUACAUGGAGAUUUUAAACGAGUAUCCCCAACUGCAAUUUACUCAUAUCAAGGGCUUAGACAACAUCUUACCUGACAAACUUAGUCGCUUGUAUGAACCUUUAGAAGAUCAUACAGAGCUGGCGGGAGACAGUGAUAAGAAAAUUGCUAAAUUACAAAAGAAUAUCAUGAGAAGCAAAGGCUCCAAGAAACGAUUCAUUGGCAACAAUAAGCAAACAAAGCAUUAUCUAACCAAGAACAAAGUAGUCUAUAACAAAGACAAGCACUUGAAUGUACUUGCUAUGAAGAUCAAGGAGGGCAAUUAUGAAAGCGUUGCUUACAUUGCACCACCUGACAAUGAGAGAGACCAACUGCUUCGUGAAACUCAUGAAUUUGGACACUUUGGUGCCGCUAGUAUUGUCAAGAAACUACAUGAAGAAGGUAUUCAUUGGACAGGUCUAUAUGAUGAUGCAAAGGCAAUUUGUCAAUCAUGUAUGGAAUGUGCAAGACACAAUGUAGUUCAAAAGGGUUACCAUGAACUGAGAAACGUUGUAGCGUAUGGUCCAUUUGAUCACAUAGGCAUUGACUUUCUUGGUCCGUUAACUCCAACCAACAAUGGCAAUAUAUAUAUAUUAGUUGUAUACGACAUUUGCACCAGAUUUAUUAUAACUCGUGCAUUGCCCAACAAACAAACCGAUACUGUCGCUAGAGCUCUGACUACCAUCUUUGGAGACUUUGGCGUAGUACAAAUACUACAAUCUGAUAAUGGACGUGAAUUCAAGAGUGCUUUGAUGAGCGAGAUCGGUAAAGCACUUGGCAUCAAUCAAAGAUACUCUACGGCUUUCCACGCUAGGGGCAAUGGUGCAUCCGAAUCAGGUGUUAAAAAUAUUCUUAAUGCACUUCGUAAGAUGGUCAGUGAACACAUCUAUGACUGGGACUCGGUUCUACCUGGAACUCAACUGGCUAUAAACACAAAAAUUAGGUAUCGCACUGAGAGUGCACCUUUUCAAUUGAUGUUUGCUAGACCAUUGAAUAGAUUCGUAGACUACGAUGAUCCUAAGAUCAAGGACAACUUACCAAAGAAGCCUAUGACUCUCGGUGAGCUACGCAAGAAGGCAGAGAUUAUGAACCAGGUUGUCUUUCCAGCUAUUAACCAAAGAACACAACGCAUUAUUGAAGAGCAAGCAACGCGAUUCAAUAAGCAUCACAAGAUUACACACUUCAAAGUUGGUGAUUGGGUUAUGGUAAGACUUCCGCAUAGAGAAAGCAAACUUGAGGCCGCUUAUGAUGGACCUUAUCAAGUUGUUCAAAAGAAAAGAUCUACAUAUGUGUUGAAAGACGAUAUGAAUGAACUACUACAUCGCGACUAUGUGCCAUCUGAAUUGAAGCUGGUAGCAAUCGACGAGUCUAUCAUCGAACAAGAAGUAUAUGAGGUUGACGAGAUCAGAGCGCAUCGUGGUCCUGAACACAAUAGAGAGUAUUUGGUAAAAUGGAAGACAUUUGGAGAAGCUUCCAACUCCUGGGAAACUGCUGCAUCGUUCAACAACCCUCAAACCAUUCGUAAGUACUGGGCAAAGAUCAAGGAAUAUGAGCUGCUUGAGAAGAGAAGACAGGCACUAAAUAGUGACACUGCUUCCUCCAAAUCAAAGCGUAAGCGUGAUGAUUCUGACAAGCGUUUGAGAGGCUCUAAGAGACUCAACGUUGCAGAACAGUAA
Molecule: messenger RNA, 4947 nt
Organism: Mucor velutinosus
Lineage: Eukaryota; Fungi; Mucoromycota; Mucoromycetes; Mucorales; Mucoraceae
Gene: SEC6
Product: SNARE-binding exocyst subunit S6
Exons: 1
Coding region: 1-4947 (1648 amino acids)
Biological process (GO): DNA integration
Molecular function (GO): nucleic acid binding
Source: RefSeq, a predicted model, not a curated record